GAGAUUCUUGAACUUUGAUUGAACUCUUGAGAUUGAGUUAAGUUCUCCUCCUACAGCUUACCCCCUAGUGCGUCGAAAGCCAUAGCGUCGCGAAUACUUCAUCAAUCAACGUGAUUCAAAUUGGGAACGAAGAGUAAGGCCGAAGUGACCUUUGGACCAACCAGCUGCCGUGCUAAGCUUGGGAAGAAGGUGCUGUGGAGUCUGGAAGAGGAGACCAGCUGCAUCAAGGACCUGUGGCAGCUGCCCAUCAUCCCUUGGAAUGGGAAGACUCCAACAGCAGCAACGGCAGCAGUGGCAAAGGCAACAGCAGGAGGAGAUGCAACUGCACCAACUGAUGGGGUGCUGGAAGCAGUCAAGAAAGUGCAGAAGCAGCAGACACAUGGUGAGGUGCUUGCUGGUGUGGAUGCGAGUGCGGCAUGGGCUAAGGCUUCAUCAAGGAGUGGAGAGGCCGAUUGGGAGACAUGGCAUGAGAGGUUGUGUCAUGUGAACUUCCCUAUGCUGCAGAAGUUGGUGAAGAAUGGGAGCCUGAAGGGCUUGGAGGUGAAAGGGGAAGUGAAGGAGAUUGGGAGCUGCCCUACAUGCUUGGAGACCAAGUUCUCCAAGUUCCCCUUCAACAGUGCAACUGGACCAUCCAAGACCCCACUUGCACUUGUGCACAUGGAUGUGGUGGGGCCCACAAGAGCCCCUUCCCUCUCAGGCAGCCGCUAUUUCUUGACAAUUGUGGAUGACCACACUUGGGCAGUGUGGGUUUACCCUUUGAAGAGCAAGGGGGAGGUGGCAGCGGCUGUCCUUAAGGAGUGGAUGCCGAGAGCUCAGAGGGAAUGCGGACACAAGGUGAAGGUGAUCCGCAGUGACAAUGGUGGGGAGUUCAUUGGAGCUGAUUUUGAGGGGGAGUUGAAGAGGAAGGGGAUCCAACAUCAACUGACAGUGCCCUACAACCCGCAGCAGAAUGGCGUGGCUGAGAGGUUCAACAGGACCCUGCAGGAGGGGGCACGCACUCUCCUUGGGCGUGCAGGGCUGCCUGAUCCGUUUUGGGUGUCUGCACUGAGGCAGGUCGCCCUUGUGAAGAACAGGGUGCUGGCUACAGUUGGAGAUAAGGAGUGGAUCCCAUAUGUCAAGUGGUAUGGGAGUGCUCCAGCUGUGAAUAUGCUGAGGGCAUUUGGGUGCAUGGUAGUGUUUCAUGUGCCCAAGGAGAAAAGGGGGAAGUUGGAGGCUUCUGGAAGAUGGGGUGUGCACUUGGGGAUUGCAAAGGAUCACAAGGGGUGGCUGCUAUGGGACCUGACCACCCAGAAGUUGACAGUGUCAAGGGAUGUGAAGUUUCUUGAGUCCCUGUACUACAAGGAAUGGAAGCAGCAGCAACAGAAGCUUCCAUCUACACCGCUCAUUGUGGAGGCAGAUGAGGUGCAGCAGCCUUCAAGACAGGUGGAGGUUGCAGUGUCAGAGGAGGAGAUGUCUGGGGUGACUGAGGAAGGGGGAGCAGCUGAAGUAGAGCAGCAGCAGCAGCAGCAGCAUGAGUCUCCACCUCGAGUUCCACACCCGCCUGAGCGUCCUAGGAGGGAUGUGCGCCCUCCAGUGAGGCUGACCUAUGGGGGAAGAGGCAAGCCGAAUGUGGUGCAGGCUGGGAGUGUGGUUGAGCAGAUUGAGGAAGAUGAGAUCGCUCACUGCUACUGGGCACCAAUCCCUGAGCCCAAGACUCGAGAAGAGGCCUUGAAUGGACCAAAUGGGGAGAAGUGGAAGGCGAGUGAGGAUGAGGAGUUCGGGUCCCUAAUUGAGAACGAGACAUGGGACCUGUGUGACUUGCCUCCUGGAAAGAAGGCAAUCACUUCCAAGAUGAUCUACAGGCACAAGUAUGGACCUGAAGGGGAGCUGACCCGCUACAAGUCUAGGCUUGUGGCACGGGGGUUUCAGCAGACAAAGGGGAAGGACUAUGAUGAGGUGUUUGCUCCUGUGGGGAAAGGAACAACACUGAGGGUGCUGUUGGCGAUAGCUGCACUCCUGGGAUGGAAGAUUCGGCAGAUGGAUAUUGUGACUGCCUUUCUGAAUGGGAUCAUUAUGGAGGAGGUGUACAUGAAGCAGCCAGAGGGGCUGGAUGACGGGAGCGGCAGGGUCUGCAGGCUGAAGAAGGCCAUCUAUGGCCUUAAGCAGGCGCCUCGUGCAUGGUAUCACAAGUUGGAGGAGGCGCUGUUGGCUGGGGGUUUCAAGAAGAGUGAGUGUGACCCCAGCCUGUUCCUGCUGCAGGAGAAGGAUGAAAUCCUCAUGCUCUUGGUGUAUGUGGAUGAUAUCCUUCUCUUUUCUGCAUCCACUGCUUUGCUGGACAGCGCAGAGCAGAUGCUGGAGAUGCAGUUCAAGUGCUCCAAGAUGGGUGAGGUGAAGUACUACUUGGGGAUGCACGUGGAGAGAGAUGUGGAAAAGGGUGUGCUGAGGUUGCACCAGAGGAAGUACUGUGAGGGGCUGGCUGAGAAGUAUGGGCUGCAAGAUGGGGGAAAGCCAGCAACACCACUACCUUCAGGGUUUACUGUGGAGCCAUGUGCUGAUGAGGAGGUAGUGGGUGAUAGUGACAGGAAGCUGUUUCAUUCGAUGGUUGGGUCGCUGAAUUAUGCUGCAAAUCAUACACGGCCUGACAUUGCAUUUGCUACAUCACGAUUGGCUAGUGUGGUCUCACGCCCUAGUCAUGAGCAGCUGGAAGCGGCCAAGAGGUUGGUCCGCUAUGUGAGCGCUACGGCAUCAGUGGGAUUGGAGUACAGUGGAGUGAGGCAGCGGUUGCAGAGAGGUGCUGCAGAUGUGAAGAGUGGAGAGAUGCUCUUGAGUUGCUAUACUGACGCUAGCUUCAACUCAGUGAAAGCGGAUGGCACCAGCAUUGGGGGUUAUGUGUGCUUGCUAGGAGGUGGUGCUGUGAGCUGGCGCAGCAAGAAGCAGAAUGAGGUGGGAUUGUCCUCAUGUGAGACUGAGUACAUGGCCUUACACCAUGGGGCCAAGGAAGUAGUGUGGCUAAGGCGUUUGUUGGAGGAGUUGGGAGUUGGUCAGGAGAAGCCGACAGUUGUGUUUUGUGACAAUGAGUCCGCUGUGAAGCUCGCCAAGAAUGCUUGUCUGCAUGGGCUGACAAAACACAUAAGGCCUAAGUGGCAUUGGGUGAGGAGAAUCCUUGAUAAGGAGGUGCGGCUGGAGAUAGUGAAGACCCAUCAGCAGGCAGCAGAUAUUUUCACUAAGCGUCUGGCGGAGGCGGAUCAUUGGAAGGGCAUGAAGCUUGCUGGGAUGAGUGUGCAUUGAGUAUGCAUGCUUGAGAUGUGGUAUGGUC
Closterium sp. NIES-67 is the source of this 3295-nucleotide messenger RNA. The record is from the annotation of a GenBank genome assembly. NCBI's taxonomy places the organism in Eukaryota, Viridiplantae, Streptophyta, Zygnematophyceae, Desmidiales, Closteriaceae.